Molecule: messenger RNA, 3393 nt
Organism: Aphanomyces invadans
Lineage: Eukaryota; Oomycota; Saprolegniomycetes; Saprolegniales; Verrucalvaceae
Exons: 7
Coding region: 28-3207 (1059 amino acids)
Biological process (GO): nuclear-transcribed mRNA catabolic process, nonsense-mediated decay
Cellular component (GO): cytoplasm
Molecular function (GO): RNA helicase activity; ATP hydrolysis activity; DNA binding
Source: RefSeq, a predicted model, not a curated record
UGAACUGUGAUUGGCCAAAAUUGCAGAAUGUGGACCAAUGGCUGGAUUCAACAUUUCGAGAGGCCGGAAGCGCGUGCGAUGCAAUCGCAGCCGAUGCAGUCGCAGCAAGACAACGACCCGGACGCGUUCUCGUAUGCGUUUGUGGAGCAGGACGAAGACGACGACUAUCUGAAGGGGGGGGAUGGGCAUACCGACAUGGAUCACAUCCACAUGCAACAGAUGCAGCUCCAGAUGGACCAGUUGAGCAGUACGCUCAUGGGCAACUUGGACCUUGAGGAGGACUUUGAAGGUGGUGGACAAGGCGUGAACAUCCCUGUGCAGCUUCCGUCGCACGCGUGCGCGUACUGCGGGCUACACGACCCUGCAAGCGUUGUGAAAUGCGUUGCAACGGACAAGUGGUUUUGCAACUCGCGCGGGAACACGAGCGGAAGCCACAUCGUGCAGCAUUUGGUGCGAUCGAAGAACAAGGAAGUGAGCUUGCACCCAGACUCGCCGCUCGGAGAAACCGUUCUCGAGUGCUACAACUGUGGCUGCCGCAACGCGUUCCUCUUGGGGUUCAUCCCUGCGAAACAGGACUCUGUCGUCGUGCUGUUGUGUCGCGACCCGUGUCUGCAAAUGAACGCGCUCAAAGACAUGAGCUGGGACAUGACGCAGUGGUUGCCACUCAUCGAGGACAGAAGCUUCCUUCCGUGGCUCGUAAAGGUCCCCACGGAGCACGAGCAGCUCCGGACGCGGCAAAUCACGUCGACCCAGAUCGCCAAGCUCGAAGAAGUCUGGCGCGAACACCCCACGGCGACUUUGGAUGAUUUGGAUCGACCUGGAGUCGACGACGAGCCGAAUCCGGUGCUGGAGCGGUACGACGACGGGUAUCAGUAUCAAAACAUCUUUGGGCCGCUGGUCAAGAUGGAGUCGGACCACGACAAGAAGAUGAAGGAGUCGCAGACGCAAGAAAAUGUGUUUGUUCGGUGGGACAUUGGGUUGAACAAGAAGCGGAACGCGAUCUUUACGACGAACCGGCCGGACUCGGAGUUUCGGCUCGUCCCGGGGGAUGAAAUCCGUCUGCGCCUUGGCGGCGGGUCCGCGAUGGUGUACGGGAAGGACUGGGAAGGAACGGGACACGUCCUUCGGUUGGACGAGUCGGAAGUGACGUUGGAAAUGCGCAACUCGCAUGUUCCUGUCGAGAUCACGGACGGGUACUGCGUCGACUUUGUUUGGAAGGCCACGUCGUUCGAUCGCAUGCAAAGCGCAAUGAAGACGUUUGCCGUCGACGAUACGUCGCUGACGGGGUACUUGUACCACAAACUUCUCGGGCACGAAGUUGAAAUGCAAACGUUUCGGACAAAUCGAAACGGGGCCGCGACGGCGAGUGGCAGCGGUGGGCUCUCGGUGCCCGGUCUCCCCGAGUUGAAUCCGUCCCAGCUUUUGGCCGUCAAGGGGGUACUCCAGCAGCCGCUCAGCCUCAUCCAAGGCCCCCCUGGGACUGGCAAGACAGUGACGUCGGCAUCGAUCGUGUACCAUUUGGCCAAGCAAAACAACGGACAAGUUCUUGUGACGGCACCGAGUAACAUUGCAGUCGACCAUUUGACCGAGAAGAUUUCGGCGACGGGGUUGAAAGUCGUGCGGUUGGCCGCCAAGAGCCGCGAGGCCGUUGCAUCCAUCGUUGAACACUUGACGCUGCACACCAUGAUCAAGUCGCUCGUGUCACCCGACAAGGCCGACUUGCGAAAGCUCAUGCAGCUCAAGGAGGAACAAGGAGAGUUGUCGUCGCAGGAUGAAAAACGAUUCAAGGCACUCAAACGGAACGCCGAGCGCGAGAUCUUGCAAGCAGCGGAUGUGAUCUGCACCACGUGCGUUGGGUCGGGCGACCCGCGACUGUCCAACUUUCGAUUUCGCCAAGUUUUGAUUGAUGAAGCCACGCAGGCGACCGAGCCCGAAUGUUUGAUUCCAAUUGUCCAAGGGGCCAAGCACGUUGUGAUGGUGGGCGACCACAUGCAGUUGGGGCCGGUCGUGAUGAACAAGAAGGCGGCCAAGGCGGGGCUGAACCAGUCGCUGUUUGACCGGUUGAUUCGCCUGCAGCACCGACCGUUCCGUCUGCGCGUGCAGUAUCGCAUGCACCCGUGCUUGUCGGAGUUUCCGUCCAACAUGUUUUACGAAGGCGAGCUCCAGAACGGUGUGAGCACAAGCGACCGCAUCCUGAAGCACGUGGCAUUCCCGUGGCCCAACCCUCAAAAACCCACCUUUUUCUACAUUUGCUUGGGCACGGAAGAGAUCAGUUCGUCGGGAACGUCGUACUUGAACCGCACGGAAGCCAGCAACUGUGAAAAGAUCGUGACACACUUCCUCAAGGCCGGCGUGCUGCCGUCUCAAAUUGGCGUCAUUACUCCGUACGAAGGCCAGCGAGCAUAUAUAGUCAAUUUCAUGCAGCGCAACGGCCCGAUGCGCGCGCAAUUGUACAAGGACGUGGAAGUGGCGUCGGUCGAUUCGUUCCAGGGACGGGAAAAGGAUCUAAUCAUCCUCAGCUGCGUCCGCAGCAACGAACACCAGGGCAUUGGGUUCCUCAGCGACCAGCGCCGACUCAACGUGGCGCUCACGCGAGCCAAGUACGGCGUCAUUCUAUUGGGGAACCCGCGCGUGCUGGCCAAACAAGAGCUCUGGAACGACCUGUUGAACCAUUAUCGCGACCAGUCCCUUGUCGUGGAAGGGUCACUGAACAACCUCCAGCCGAGUUUCAUGCACUUUCCACGGGUCGAAAAGCGCACGGAUCGCGGCGGCAGUCGUGCCCAUCAUCACGACUACCCGUCCUCGCGUAGCCAAGCGUUUAGUCGAAAUGGCACACCACUGCCGCCGUUGGACUCGCGCUUUGAUCCGCGCUACGACGCCAGCGGAGCGCUGCCUCCGCCGAGUAUGCCACCCCCCCCACAACUAGGGCGUGGGCCGGUUCCGCCGUACGGAGGCAAGCCGCCUCCUCGGAACUACCAUCCUUCUGCGAGCAGCUUGGCCGGCCCGCUGACCCAAAUGGAAGAAGCCAACCUCCAUCUCGGUUUGAUCGACGACGGGGUGGAUGGUCCGUUCACCCAAGCGGCGACCCAGUCGUUUUCGCAGUUCUCGAUGGGGGCUGGUGGUAUGUCGCAAGACCCGUUCCAGUACGACGCCGACUACAAAUCGCAAAAUAUGUCGCAGGACACCAGGUCGAGUGGGUUUUACUGAAAUCGCGGGGUGGCUGGGAACUCGCGCUGUUUGGACAAUGGCGAAGAAAGUGCUGGUUAACAUCAGCGCGGGCAAUCAACGAGGCGGCGGCUUUGUUCGUCAUGAGGUGGCCAUCGAGGCGGGCGACGGACGAAGCCCGCUGAAUUCGGAGGACUAACUGCUAAUGCAUCAUCAUCCAUUCUAUCA